Zophobas morio is the source of this 1423-nucleotide messenger RNA. Its product is annotated as kinesin-like protein KIF24. NCBI's taxonomy places the organism in Eukaryota, Metazoa, Arthropoda, Insecta, Coleoptera, Tenebrionidae. Bases 29 to 1423 code for a protein of 464 amino acids. Gene Ontology annotation, biological process: microtubule depolymerization; microtubule-based movement. The transcript is spliced from 14 exons. The record is from RefSeq and is a predicted model, not a curated record. Gene Ontology annotation, cellular component: microtubule. Gene Ontology annotation, molecular function: microtubule motor activity; ATP binding; microtubule binding.
AGGAAACUCUAAAGUUAAAGGACUCUAUAUGCUGGCGGCUGAAGAUCUUUUUUCUGUUUUAAAACAACAGUCUUAUAAUGAACUUAAGGUUUUUGUGAGUCUGUUUGAAAUAUACUGUGGAAGCUUAUACGACCUGUUAAACAAUCGAAAAAAAGUUCAAGCCCGGGAAGAUGGAAAACAAAGAGUUGUUAUCCAAGGUUUAAAAGAAGUUCAAAUUUCCGGGACUUCACCACUUUUGAAGUUAAUUACUCAAGGAGGCUCAGAAAGGAGUACCGGUCAAACCGGCGUAAAUGUUGACUCAUCUCGGUCCCACGCUAUUCUUCAAAUUACUCUGAAAAAGAACGGGGUUGAGGAAUAUGGGAGUGAAAGAGCAGCAGAUACUACAGAACAUGAUAAGCAAACAAGGAUGGAGGGCGCCGAAAUAAACCAGAGCUUAUUGGCUUUGAAGGAAUGCAUCAGGUCAUUGGAUCAGGACUCCAAGCACACGCCCUUUAGGCAAAGUAAACUAACUCAGGUUCUUCGAGAUUCGUUAGUCGGAGGCUCCAUAACAUGUAUGAUAGCGACGAUUGCUCCCAAUAGUUCUUCGGUAGAGCACACGCUUAACACACUUCGAUAUGCUGAUAGGUUCCAAGCUACAGUAAAAGAACUGAGAAGGAACAAACAUUUUAUCGAAUCGGCAGGAGGCAGAAGUAUUUAUACAAAGCAAAAAGCCAAGAGAACAGAAAAUAACGCUAAAGAGAAUAACACACCGUUGAAAUUACCUUCACUACGAAACACGAAUCUUGAUGUCCCUAACAAGAGCUUUGCAAAACUUUUACGAUACAAUGAUUCCCCACCACAAAAAGCUAUUUCUCUGGUGCCUUCACCCUCACCUUCAAGCAAUUAUCCAAGUGAAGCUUCAUCUUAUCAUAAUGCAUCAAUUGACUGCAGCUUUAACAGUUGGGAUACCUCCUUUGCAGAAAGUUUCGUGGAGGAGUGCACUUUGACGCCUUAUCAUCAUCCUUCUCCUUGCCGUGUUACAACAGCUAAUCACAGUAAAAACUCUGUCAAAGCCGACUCUUCUGAACUACUUUUCACCCCAUCACCGCGCACAAAGCCAGCGCGGAGCCUUUCCUCCACUGAGAAGUAUUCAUCCAUUGAAAUCUGCACUCCUCGACGCGUUCCCUUUACCGAUUUGAGUAGCAAAAGAGUCGAGAAGUCAUCUACACCUGUAAGAAACAGUCUUCAAAAUGAGAAAGACUUUCUUUUUCUACAUAAGACAUACACUUCAGUACUUAACGAACUUUCAGAGGAGGAAGCGCUUUUGCACAAACAAUAUCUUCGCCAACAGACUACUUCUUCGAAGUACGCCAAGCAGAUGUUUGACUUGCUCGAAAGAAAAAUUAAAAUAAUUAAGGACUACCAAAAAGAAUUAGCUUUUUAA